UCGGCCAGUUUUCCGACCCCAGCGCCGCCGCUGCCACCGCCAACGACGCCAAAGCCCCAGCACCCUAUUUUCCCCUAGUCUCUUGCAAAACGCUUUUUUUCUUUGCACGCACUCCAUGAUAUGCCCCGUAACCACAGCCUGGGGACCUCUACCCUCCGUAACCGCAAUCGAGUCACAAACAAAACUCGCCUCAAGGUCAUCCAAGGAAACAUCGAUGCGGACCCUCUUGUACUCGAUGAAGACGAGGAAAAGGCCAGAAUUGUUAGCACGGCCGGCGUGGACGCUGAGGACGCAAACGAGCACCACUUGCAGGCUGUUCUUUCGGCGGCGUCACAUCGGCACCAGUCCGUCGGACGGACAACCCGGGGCGUCAUCGAUAAGCCUCCCGCGUACAUUCCAACACCCGACUCCACCGGUGUCAUCGACAACUAUGAGGAGUUCUAUCCUCCUAAUUGCUGGAAGCAACCAGAGCCAUAUGUACGUUUCUCUGAAACCGUCGACGAAUCCUGUACGAAUGCCGUCAUCGAUGGUUUCACGUAUUUCAUGGACGAGCGUGACAAGGAGUGGCUCGAUAGGAACAACGGAGAGGCUCGUGGUGAAGGCACCAGUGCUCAAGGUGCCCUCCCAGUUUCAGGCACGACAACGCGCUCAGGCCUAUCGCAGCGCAGUGCGAAGGCGAAAGGCAAGGAGCCAGACUGUAAUCAACCAGUCACUAUUACUGAGGACGAGUUCGAGCUUGUGAUGGGUUUAUUUGAGAAGGUUACGCAUGACAAGACACCAUUCCUGCAUACGGGUUUGGACUCUGGAAUGUCCUUUCCGCCAUUCUCGGACUACCAAGAUGUUUUCUCCUCCCCGUUGCUACCGUCUAUGUUCGCCGCGUUCGCAGUUCCUCCAUGGAUACCACAACCAUUCCAUCUUUUACGUAUCGCGAAGGGGAUUUACCCUUACUGGCGCGAACGCAGGAUCGAGCGAGGUGGUCACCGGAUAAUCCCAACUUUGAACUUUGACGAGACGGACACAAAUGAAUCGUACAUAUGUUUCCGCCGCCGAGAAAUCAAAACCGCCCGAAAGACUCGUGCCUCCCAAGCGACGUCCUCCGAUAAGCUGCUACGUUUGCAGUUGGAGCUUGCGCAGGCUUCUGAACUGGCGAAAUAUCUUCUCGCGCGAGAAAAUCUGCAGAAAGAGAAUGCACAACAAACGAUGCAGGUUUGGGAGAAAAGGAUCGAGUUCGCCGACCUCAAGCGCAAGUUCCCGUCCUUAAGUACGAAAGAGGAUGAAGAAUUACUGCACGACAAGGAACGCGUUGUCAAGAAGCCGAAGAUCGAGCCUGCCGGUCGUAUAACAGGCCUCAAGAUUCGUGCAAGAGACAACGAUGCAGGUUCGCCAGUGGUAGCAGCGGAGGCCGUCAUCCGCCCAAAGGAACGGCUUGCCCUCAUCAACGCGGCCGUGGAGCGCGAUCUUGCAAAACGCAAAGAAAGAGACCACGGCUACGAGGAUGUUGUGGAGAGUGCUUACCAGCGGCCCUCACUGCCGUACUCACGACGUCAUUGGAAGGCUAUGUCGUUAUCAUCUCGUGCUACACCUUCGCUAUCCCGUGUUGACGAUGUCGGCGAUGAUGCUAAGCCAGAACACGUUCGCUACCUUCGGUAUCGGCUUACCCGCUUAGGUGGAGUUAUGCUCGACAGAAGAGAUGCCUUCAUGCAAAGGAUGGGUAUCUCCGACGAUGAUGGCGCGCUCCUUCGACGGCGACAUGCUUUUGGUCAGCCACUCGACGAUGGCUUCGGUGACGCUGAGGACGAGGAAAUGCGGCGCCGUUUGCGGGAACGUUGGCGCUUCGAUCAGGAUGACGAUCCCGCCGUCGCGCCAGAGGGUCCUGAGGAACAAGAUCUGGUUCUCAUAGACGAUUAUGAGCCUAAAUAUUUGCGUCACAUGAUGACGUUGCUCACAGAACAAGAUCACCAACUCAUUAAUAACGACGCCACUUUGUACGUCUUACAGGACGGCCGUACGCGCCCCGUCACUCCCUACCGAAUAGGUGUUCCUCAGCCCAUGGGUCGCAAAGAGCAGCAAAACUCCCAGCGCGUGUACACCAACGGAACCUCACCACUCGCGGCGUCCAGACAAAUGUCUGCUAGCGUUCCCCUGCCCUCGAUCCCGAACGGUAUGCCAAUAUCGAUGCAGGCCCACAUGAAAGGCAUACAACCCCCCUCAGCGGUUCCCCAUGCGCGGAUAUGCUCCAAUGGAAAUGUGCAGCCUCAAGGAACGCCAAAUGCUUCCUCUUCAGAACCUUCCCAACGGGCUAGCUCAUCUCCCUUGCCGACGAAGGGGUUGAGCGCCUCUCCGGCUACUGCUCCUAUAGCUGACGGAGACGCAGUGAAGCUCUCAUCGCCCAACGGGACGCCUGGCAUACCACCUACUCCAGAGGUGCAAACGCCCAGCCAACCAUCAGGAACUCCACGCCUGAAAGCUGAUCCCCAGCAAGCGGUUUCCAUUCCGCUGAAUGGGUAUCAUCACGUCCCGAUCAACGGGUAUGCGAUCCCCAACAUCUCUUUCACGCCACACCCUCGGCAGCUGAACGGCCUAUCGCCGCAGCAGAUGAAAGACCUGCGAUCUGCGUUUGCUCAGGAUCCGAGCUCGGGGAUGCAGGGUACGCCUGGUCGGCAAAUUCAGGCGCCUUAUGUCGGGCACCUAGUACCCAACGGAACCCAUUUCAACAUGCAAAUGGGUGCAGGAGCGAAUGUAAAUCUCAAGCUCCCGCCCGGCAGGCAGUGGAACGGAGUCGCGUCGCCGCUGCAACAGGCACCAAACCUCGGAAGUGUACCCGACGGUGGUGGAACCCAGAUAUUGUCCACCGCACUCCCCCUUCAUCAGUCACCACCACGUCCACCACCCACGCCAACUUUGAAGAUGGCGUCGCCAUCCAUGCAGCAGUCUGUGCCGAGUUCGCAAGGGGGUUAUUAGGACUGGUUUAUGCUACUAACUCAGUGUUUCCGUGCGAUAUGGUACAUGUCACACACACUCUAUCCCGACUUACUGACUCCUCUCCGUAGCAGCUUUCCUAGUACUAGUGAUUUUUGAUUAUACUACCCACCUCUGUUUUUUAUGUCCUUUCCUUACUGUGUAUUAUAAUUCGACCCUUCGUUCACAGUGAAGUCCCGUCGCACGGUGGGCGUCGACGGAUACAACGGAUAUCUCCAACAUAUGCCCAUUGAAGUACUGUAUAACCGAAGUUUGUGUGAAACGCA
Pisolithus orientalis is the source of this 3245-nucleotide messenger RNA. RefSeq names its product enhancer of polycomb-like-domain-containing protein. The transcript has 6 exons. The record is from RefSeq and is a predicted model, not a curated record. The coding region runs from base 121 to 2961 and encodes 946 amino acids. Gene Ontology annotation, biological process: regulation of transcription by RNA polymerase II. Gene Ontology annotation, cellular component: piccolo histone acetyltransferase complex. Lineage: Eukaryota; Fungi; Basidiomycota; Agaricomycetes; Boletales; Pisolithaceae.